UCCGAAUCCGACUUGGCCUCUCCAAUCAAAACCUAAUCCGAGAGUUCUGACAGCCUUUCCUCAGGAACCCACAAAUAAAGACAAUUCAAUCCCAGAUCCAAUUGUGAGCACUCUUUCUUUUUUACAAAAAUACAAACUUUAUACAAAAAAUAAUUAUAAUAAAACCUCUGAUUGGUGCCCUCCUCCUCCUUCCUCCUCCUAUGGAUUUUCUUGAAGCUGUUCCUCCAAUUGAGCCCUCCCACAAUCCUGGGAGUAGUGAAAAUCAAGAAAAGAAAGAGCCUGGAGAGCUUCUUGAUGAAAGCUGGUUCUUUGGCAAUUUCUUUGACAGAAAACCAAGGAUUUCCAGAUGCUAUUCUGAUAGUUCCAUGUUGCCGCCUGGGAAAUCCAUGGAGGAAACCUUUUCUUCAAUCAAUAGAUCAAUUCCAGAAGGGAGAAGGUUAUUGGGCCGGGCCGGCGGUAUGCAGAAGACACCUUCAAUGCCACCAAACGUGACAUUCAAGCAAGAACCCGACCCUGCACAGAAAGAAGAUGGCCCAAUGAUUAAAGAAUCUUUGCGUAAGAGCCUUUUAAGAGCACCUUCUCUGCCCAUUUUUGCCGACAAUAAUGAAGAGGCUGAAGAAGAUGAUGAUGAUGAAAGUGAUUUUUGUAUGGGAAAAUUGAUCAGACAAGCAUCAUUAAAGCCACCCAAACUUCUGCUCAGACAAACAUCAUUAAACCCAUCAAGAAUUCUCCCCCCAAGACAAACUCCCAAGGGAGUGAGAAGAAGCUGCAGUGUCUCUACAUUCUCUAAACUAAAAAACGAGCCAACGGAGAGCAUCAGCGCCAUUUCGGCCAGUGAUGCAGGAGAGGGAAAAACAGGUUAUGCAACAAAUUACAAUUCCAAGACAAGAAAUGGUCAUACUAGUACUACUCAAGAUAUUGAUGAACUACAAAAGUUCAAGAACUUGGCUGUAAGCUUACAAGACAAAGAAAAGGUGAGCAAAAGAGGCAAUCCAUUGGAGGAGGUAUGGCAGGGGAAGAGCUUCGGGCCGCCACCGAAGAGCGGGGGAGCAGGCAAGAAAUCAGCACAGGACAUGAAAGCACAUAUCAGGUUUUGGGCAAGAACUGUGGCAUCAAAUGUGCGCCAAGAGUGCUAAUUUUCAUCACCAAACUUAACUUCUAUCAAUUCUUUCAUGUUAAUUUUUAGUCCUCAGACAUUGUUGUACCAUAUUGUAUAUCCAAAGUACAUUUGAGUUCUCUAUUCAAAUAUGUGUACUUAGCUUUUCAGAACAUUCUUUGGGAUUGGAGAAAGCACACAAGAUUUUGGCUUUCAAUGAAAACAAAACAAACGGAAACAAACAAAAUGAGAAAGAAAAAAAAGGAAUAUUUGUUUC
This is a messenger RNA of Cuscuta europaea, 1373 nucleotides long. NCBI's taxonomy places the organism in Eukaryota, Viridiplantae, Streptophyta, Magnoliopsida, Solanales, Convolvulaceae. The record is from the annotation of a GenBank genome assembly.